AUGCGCUUCUCUACAGCUACAGUCCUUUCCGCCCUUGUGGCCCUGGCCACGGCCUACACCCAGCCCAACUACAGCAACCCGCCCUUGGGGAACCCGAUCGCGUCGCCCGGUCUGAACGAACAGGUUCCGGAGGGAAAGCCCUUCACCAUCACCUGGGCCCCGACUACCAAGGGCGACGUCUCGCUGGUGCUGCUGCGCGGCCCUUCGACCAACGUCCAGCCGCUCGAGACCAUCGUCGAGAACAUCCCUAACUCGGGCUCCUACGUCUGGACCCCCGGCACCAACCUCACCCCGGAUACCACCCACUAUGGCCUGCUGCUGGUUGUUGAGGGCACGGGGCAGUACCAAUGGUCUACUCAAUUCGGCAUCUCUGCCCCCGCUGGCUCUAACUCGGGCUCUGGCUCUGGCUCUGGCUCGGGAUCUGGCUCGGGCUCUGGCUAUGUCUCCACGACCUCGAGCACAACCUCAAGCACCACCUCGAGCACCACCUCGAGCACCACGACCGAGUGCACUACCACCACCACCACCAAGAGCAGCACUACUACCAGCGCCUCGACCAAGUCCACCACUAGCACCACCACCACCACAACCGCCGUGACCACCACCGUCGCCCGGGCCCCAACCACCACCACUAUCAAGACCAUUGUCGCUCCCAAACCCUCCAAAACCCCGGCAAGCACCACCCUACGCGCGACCACCCCGCCCACAUCCCCGUCCAUCGCGCGGGCCAGCCCCACGACAACCCCCUUCAACGCCGCGGGCCGCAACGCCGUCAGCGUGGGCGCCGCCGCCGUCGCCGGCGUGGUUGCUUUCGCCAUGGCCUUCUAA
Messenger RNA from Penicillium lagena, 828 nucleotides. Its product is annotated as GPI anchored serine-threonine rich protein. The record is from RefSeq and is a predicted model, not a curated record. The transcript has a single exon. Bases 1 to 828 code for a protein of 275 amino acids. Lineage: Eukaryota; Fungi; Ascomycota; Eurotiomycetes; Eurotiales; Aspergillaceae.